GUCCAAUCGGGCGCUGGGAAGAGGACUGCACUCUCAAGGGCGCCGCCAAAGGAGCGGGCAGCUUCCGGGACCUGGCGGGGCUUUUGUGUUGGGCAGCGUGAAUCUGGCGAGCUCGGUGCGUCUCCGCUGCUCCUUCCCCUUAUCCCUGGGAGGUCCAAGUGGUCCCGCGGCAUCUUCUGUUGCUCUGGGACCUGCAGGUCCCGGAAGGUCCUUAGGGAGGACCCCAGACCGGAGACUGGGAAAUGGAUUCAGUGUCAUUUGAAGAUGUGGCUGUGGCCUUUACCCAGGAGGAGUGGGCUUUGCUGGAUCCUUCUCAAAAGAAUCUCUACAGAGAUGUGAUGCAAGAAAUCUUCAGGAACCUGGCGUCCGUAGGAAACAAAUCAGAAGACCAGAAUAUCCAAGAUGACUUCAAAAAUCCUGGGAGAAAUCUAAGCAGUCAUGUGGUAGAGAGACUGUUUGCAAUUAAGGAAGGCAGUCAAUAUGGAGAAACCUUCAGCCAGGAUUCAAAUUUGAAUCUGAAUAAGAAAGUUUCUACUGGAGUAAAGCCGUGUGAAUGCAGUGUGUGUGGAAAAGUCUUCAUAUGUCAUUCAGCCCUUCAUAGGCACAUCCUAUCUCACACUGGAAACAAACUGUUUGAGUGUGAGGAAUGUCCAGAGAAGUUAUAUCAUUGCAAACAAUGUGGGAGAGCCUUUAUCUCUCUCACCAGUGUUGACAGACACAUGGUAACACACAGUAGUAAUGGGCCUUAUAAGGGUCCAGUGUAUGAGAAGCCUUUUGAUUUUCCUAGUGUAUUUCAAAUGCCUCAGAGCACUUACACUGGAGAGAAAACAUAUAAAUGUAAACAUUGUGAUAAAGCCUUCAGUUAUUCAAGUUAUCUUCGUGAACAUGAAAGAACUCAUACUGGAGAGAAACCCUAUGCGUGUAAGAAAUGUGGUAAAUCAUUCACUUUUUCCAGUUCUCUUCGCCAACAUGAAAGAUCUCAUACUGGAGAGAAACCCUAUGAAUGUAAGGAAUGUGGCAAAGCCUUCAGUCGUUCCACUUACUUGGGAAUACAUGAAAGAACGCAUACUGGAGAAAAACCCUAUGAAUGUAUAAAAUGUGGCAAAGCCUUUAGAUGUUCCAGAGUCCUCAGAGUCCAUGAAAGGUCUCACAGUGGAGAAAAGCCCUAUGAAUGUAAACAAUGUGGUAAAGCCUUCAAAUAUUCUAGUAACCUAUGCGAGCAUGAAAGAACUCACACUGGAGUGAAACCUUAUGGAUGUAAGGAAUGUGGUAAGUCGUUUACUUCUUCCAGUGCCCUUCGAAGCCAUGAAAGGACUCAUACUGGAGAAAAACCCUAUGAAUGUAAGAAAUGUGGUAAAGCCUUCAGUUGUUCCAGUUCCCUUCGAAAGCAUGAAAGAGCUUAUAUGUGGUAAAAAACAACAACAAAACACCUCUGUGAAUUUAAGAAGUGUGUUAAAGCUUUCAGUUAUUCUAGUUUCAUUAGAACACGUGAAAAAAUUAAAAACUCACACUAGAGAGAAACCCAACACAUGUAAGGAAGAUUAGAAUGUAUGCAAUUUUCCUAGUUCCCUUCUAAAACUUAGAAGAACCCGUCCUGGGAAAGAACGUCAUAAAAUAGGAAAAAUGUGUUAAAACACUUAAUUUUCCCAGUGGCUUUCAAAUGUAUUUUUAACAGUGGUUCAUUGUUAAAGAAGGUGUCUGUACUUCAGAUUUUCAAUUUUUUUGCAAGGAAUCAUGGAGCUGAGAAUUUCAUAGGUACUUUAUAAGCCAUACUACAUGAGCUUAAUGGGCCGUGUUUUGUUUUGUUUUGUUUCUCGCCAGUUAACAUAAUUUUUGUCUAGUCAUUUAAAAAUUUGUUGGAUCCCUAGACUGAGUUGAAAUGUAUUUCUAAUAGUAGGCAAUUUUAAUUUUCUUUUUUUUUUUUUUUUUUUUUUUUUGCCUUCAAGCAUCUGUUUAACAAAGCACAUCUUGCACCACCCUUAAUCCAUUUAACCCUGAGUUGACACAGCACAUGUUUCAGAGAGCAGGGGGCUGGGGGAAAGGCCAUAGAUCAACAGCAUCCCAAGGCAGAAGAAUUUCUCCUAGUCAGAACAAAAUGGAGUCUCCUAUGCCCACCCCUUUCUACACAGACACAGCAACAAUCUGAUCUCUCCUUCCUUUCCCCACACUUCCUCCCCUUCUCUUCAACGAAACCGCCAUCGUCCUCAUGGCCCGCUCCCGAUGGUCGCUGUCUCUUCGGAGCUGUUGGGUACACCUCCCAGACAGGGCAGCCGGGCAGAGGCGCUCCUCACCUCCCAGACAGGGCGGCUGGGCAGAGGCGCCCCUCGCUUCCCAGACGGGGCCGCCCGGGCAGAGGCGCUCCUCUCCUCCCAGACGGGGUGGCCGGGCAGAGGCGCUCCUCACUUCCCCGACGGGGCCGCCCGGGCAGAGGCGCUCCUCGCUUCCCAGACGGGGCCGCCCGGGCAGAGGCGCUCCUCAGUUCCUCCCAGACCGGGUGGCAGCCGGGCAGAGGCGCUCCUCACCUCCCAGACGGGGCGGCCGGGCAGAGGCGCUCCUCACUUCCCCGACGGGGCGGCCGAGCAGAGGCGCUCCUCACUUCCCAGAGGGGGCGGCCGAGCAGAGGCGCUCCUCACUUCCCAGAGGGGGCGGCCGGGCAGAGGCGCUCCUCACUUCCCAGACGGGGCGGCCGGGCAGAGACGCUCCUCACUUCCUCCCAGAUGGGGUGGCGGCCAGGCAGAGGCGCUCCUCACCUCCCAGACAGGGCGGCCGGGCAGAGGCGCUCCUCACUUCCCAGACUGGGCGGCCGGGCAGAGGCGCUCCUCACCUCCCAGACGGGGCGACCAGGCAGAGGCGCUCCUCACUUCCCAGACGGUGUGGCGGCUGGGCAGAGGUGCUCCUCCCUUCCCAGAUGGGGCAGCCAGGCAGAGGCGCUCCUCACUUCCCAGACGGUGUGGCGGCCGGGCAGAGGCGCUCCUCCCUUCCCAGAUGUGGCAGCCAGGCAGAGGCGCUCCUCACUUCCUCCCAGACGGGGUGGCGGCCAGGCAGAGGCGCUCCUCACUUCCCAGAGGGGGCGGCCGGGCAGAGGUGCUCCUCACUUCCUCCCAGACGGGGUGGCAGCCGGGCAGAGGCACUCCUCACCUCCCAGACGGGGCGGCCGGGCAGAGGUGCUCCUCAUCUCCCAGACGGGGCGGCCGGGCAGAGGUGCUCCUCAUCUCCCAGACGGGGCAGCCGGGCAGAGGUGCUCCUCAUUUCCUCCCAGACGGGGUGACGGCCGGGCAGAGGCACUCCUCACCUCCCAGACGGGGCGGCUGGGCAGAGGCGCUCCUCAUCUCCCAGAAGGGGCGGCUGGGCAGAGGCGCUCCUCACUUCCCAUAUGGGGUGGCAGCCGGGCAGAGGCGCUCCUCACUUCCCAGACGGGGUGGCGGCCAGGCAGAGGCGCUCCUCACUUCCCAGAUAGGGCAACAGGGCAGAGGCGCUCCUCACUUCCUCCCAGACGGGGUGGCAGCCGGGCAGAGGCGCUCCUCACAUCCCAGAUGAUGGGCGGCCGGGCAGAGGCGCUCCUCACUUCCCGGAUAGGGCGGCCGGGCAUAGGGGCUCCUCACAUCCCAGACGAUGGGCGGCCAGGCAGAGACGCUCCUCACUUCCUAGACGGGGUGGCGGUGGGGCAGAGGCUGUAAUCUUAGCACUUUAAGAGGCCAAGGCAGGAGGCUGGUAGGUGGAGGUUGCAGAGAGCCGAGAUCACACCACUGCACUCCAGCCUGAGCACCAUUGAGCAUUGAGUUAGCGAGACUCCGUCUGCAAUCCCAGCACCUCGGGAGGCCGAGGCAGGCAGAUCACUCGAGGCCAGGAGCUGGAGACCAGCCCGGUCAACACGGCGAAACCCCGUCUCCACCAAAAAUACAAAAACCAUUCAGGCGUGGCGGCGCGCGCCUGCAAUCCCAGGCACUCAGCAGGCCAAGGCAGGAGAGUCACAGGAGCCCGAGGCAGGGAGGUUGCAGCAAGCCGAGAUCCCGGCAGUACAGUCCAGCUUCGGCAACAGAGGGAGACCGAAAAAAGAAGGAGAGGGAGACCGAAAAAAAGAGGGGAGAGGGAGAGGGAGAGGGAGAGGGAGAGGGAGAGGGAGAGGGAGGGAGAGGGAGAGGGAGAGGGAGAGGGAGAGGGAGAGGGAGAGGGAGAGGGAGAGCGGCAGUUUUAAUUUUCAUGUAGUUGUUUAAUUGUUCUCUAAGUAAUGGACCAUUGAAAAAUGAGUUGUUGUUAAUUGUUGGAAAUUUCUUACUGAUCUUAUGUGGCAAGUUUUGGUUAUUCCUCCCCCAUUUUAUGCGUGUGUGUGUGUGUGUGUGUGUGUGUGUGUGUGUGUGUGAAUUUAUUCUACCUUUUUAUGGGAAAACUACUUUUUUGUUGUAAAGAUUUUCUUCUAUUUUCUUUGCUAAUAAAGAGUUGUUAUUAAUUUGCAUGUAUGUGAAGUUUAUAUAGUCUCAUGUACAUUAUUAUUUUCAUUUUCUUUCCUUUAUUCUUUGUCAUUAUUUUUGGCUGUUAUUUGCAUAGUUCACUUUUUAAAAAAAUGUUAUGUUUUUAGAGAGGGUCUCACUCUGUCAGCUAGGCUGAAGUGUAGUGGUAUAGUCAUAACUCACUGCAGCCUCAAACUCCUGGGCUCAAGUGAUUCUCUCACCUUAGCCUCCUAUGUAGCUGGAGCUACAGACACAUGCCACCAUGCCCAGCUAAUUAUAUAAUUUUUAAAAUUUUUUAUAGAGAUGGGAUCUCGCUAUAUUGUCUAGGCUGGUCUUGAACUCCUGGCCUCAAGCUAUCCUCCUGCCUCAGCCUCUCUACAUGUUGGGGUUACUGACAUGAGCUACCACACCUGGCCCACUUUUUACUUUGAAUUAAGAAGAGAGAACCGUGAUUGGAUAGUAUGCUUGUCUAAUCUGAGUGUGAAAGCAUUCAGUCUCACCAUCAAGUAUAUUGUAGAUUUUUCAUGAAUAUUCUCAAACAGGCUCAGGAAGUUUUCUUGUGUUUUUUAUUUAUUGUUUCAUGGUAAAGGAGUGUUGAACUCUUAUGACAUGUUUUUUUCUGCAUCUAUUGAGAUGAUUUGUGGUUUUUGGCAUUCUAUUAAUAGUCUGUUAACUGGCUUUCAGAUAUAAAUAUAUUAUGGUUAUUUGGGUGAAAUUUGUCUUCAUCAUGGAAUAUAAGUAUUUUAUCUACAGGUUGAACAUCUGUAAACCCCAGAUUCCAAAUACCAAAUCUGAAAUGCUCUGAAGUCAAAAACUGUUGAGCACCAACCAGUCUUAUGCUCAACAGAAAUGCUCAUUAGAGGAUUUUUGAUUUUUGGAUUAGGAAUGCUCAUCCAGUAAGUUUUCUGCAAAUAUUCCAAAAAUUUUAAAAGUCUGAAAUCCAAAGCACUUCCGUUCCCAAGUAUUUCAGAUAAGAAACACUCAACUCAUACUGAUAACGUUCAAUUUUCCAGUGUAUUGUUGGGGCCUUUUGCAUUUAUAGUCAAAUUGGUGUGCCCUAGUAUACCAUAUAGUAUAGCAUCACCUAGUAUAUAUAGCAUGUCUACAUGUAUACUUAUAUGUGUAUAAAUAGCUAUAUAAUGUGGAGUAUAGUGCAGUUUUGUAAGUUAGUAUGAAUUAUGCAUAACUAGUUUAUAUUAUGUGUAAUUAGCACUACAAUAAAUUGUAUAUUACAGGAUUAUGGCAUUAUAACAUACUAUUUUGAUCUUAUCAGUCUGUAGUCUAACAUAUUUCAGUUGCCUACCAUUCCACAGAUGCAUUUAAACAAACCAAUUGCAUCCUCAUGAGAACCGAGGAGCAUCUCACGUUCUUGUUACUACAAAGCAUUCCCCUUACACCCUGUUUGUUCUGGUCUGCUCCCUAGUGCAAGUCUUGUGUGGACCAGCCUGAUUUACAGUACCCUCCCUCUUUUGUCUAUGAGUAUAUGUAACUAAUAACUGCUCUCAGUCUUAUCUGUACAAUCAUGGGUGUCAUGUGUUUUCCCAGUAGUCUUAGGGUCCUAAUUUUUCCUGUCACCCAUGAGACUGUGAAAACAAUUGGCAUUACCAACAGAGUGAACCAGCCAUGACUGAUGGUAUCUUUUCAGCUUUAACUACCUGCUUUUGUCUAACUGGUUCCAUAAUAUAACAGAAGUCACCUGAAUUAGAACCAGCAAUUGAUGAUGGACUUUCACUUUGGUCUACACAGUGCUUUGUGUUAUCAGCUCUUGCCACCUCGUCCCACAGUAAAACUCUCAACUCCUAGACAUGAUUGGUUAACCGGCCAUUCCCCAGGAGGAUGUAUGUUCCACCUUGACCUGUGUUUGGCCAGCAGUUUCCAAGGUACCCCACAUUGAGGCAGUGACCCAGCACCUUCACCACUGGCUUCUUUAUUCCUGAUUAUCAAAAGUCAGACUACUGCUCUGUGGUAACUGCAUCUCGUUUGGUUGCCAUCACUGGAUGCUUGGAUUGGCCUUGUGAACAUUAUUACUGUACACACUUGGGACAGCUCCAGGGAUUUUGUGUGUGUGAAGUUGCAGAAAGGAAGAAUGUCCCCAUGCUGGGGAGAAUUAAGCAUGUCACCUAAUUGUGUAACAAGAUGACUUGUGCAAGGCUAGUGGCCUUGAGUGUUUUCUUGUGCUGCUGCUUUUUUGUGCAUUCUUCUGAUGAGGUGCACAUCCAUCGUGCCUCAUGGUCCAGGCACUGAUGAGUCAAGAAAAGAAGGGGAAGAAGCAUUUGGCAUUAGCCUCUUUCAUUGCAGAACCUCUAUCUAGUAUAUGGGCUUCUUUUAGCACUACUGAUCAGCAUACCAAAGGCCUAACGUUGCAAUCUAGAUGGCCUUAGUCAAAAUGACCUUACUGUAUGUUGCUAACACCAGCAAGAUUGAAUGGCACUCACUGGAGGAUUAGGUGGUCUUCAAUGUGGGUUGAUGGACUCCUGAACUGUUUUCUUUAACCACACAGAUUGCCCACACUACCGAUAAAUCAAAUGCUGCUAUUUUGCAUGAGAAGAAUUAAAAGAUAGUCUGAAGCAGUUUUUAUAGAAAGAAGAGAAAAGCAGUCAUAUGUCAUGCUGUGGUCCAGAAACCUAAUAGCCGAUGGCCAACUGGGACACUGAAAUUUCUGUACUGCUACUGCCUAUGUUUCUAUCACAACAAAUAUCCUGAUCCCUGACUGUUAAGGAUUGAGAACUGUCCUCCAAGUUGUAUUGGACUGGCCCAAUUCUACUCUCUUUCUUACUUGCAGUUCUCAAGAAUAAGUGUAGAAUGUGCUGGGAAUGCAGCAUCCUGAAAUCAGGAGAGCAUGGUAGAACAGCCCAGACUUACAGUCUUCACAAGAAAUACAAUGUCUCAACACUUUUGGUCAGUGAGUCAGGUGAUCCUGGGCUAUAAAACCUGGGCUGGGCUAUUCUCUGGAGUCUCUUAACUGUGUUGCAAGUGGGGCAAAUGCAAUCAAAAUUCCAUCCUUCCAGGCAACUUCUCUGAACCUCAGGGGACCACAUCACAUUGAACUGUAGACUUCUCAUCUUCUUUGAUGCCUUUAUAAGUAAUAAAUCAACUUAUAUAAUAUG
Messenger RNA from Pongo pygmaeus (Bornean orangutan), 7555 nucleotides. RefSeq names its product zinc finger protein 670 (gene ZNF670). Gene Ontology annotation, cellular component: nucleoplasm. The record is from RefSeq and is a predicted model, not a curated record. The transcript is spliced from 4 exons. The coding region runs from base 243 to 1412 and encodes 389 amino acids. Gene Ontology annotation, biological process: negative regulation of transcription by RNA polymerase II; regulation of immune system process; regulation of cytokine production. NCBI's taxonomy places the organism in Eukaryota, Metazoa, Chordata, Mammalia, Primates, Hominidae. Gene Ontology annotation, molecular function: RNA polymerase II cis-regulatory region sequence-specific DNA binding; DNA-binding transcription repressor activity, RNA polymerase II-specific.